This is a messenger RNA of Porites evermanni, 10299 nucleotides long. The record is from the annotation of a GenBank genome assembly. NCBI's taxonomy places the organism in Eukaryota, Metazoa, Cnidaria, Anthozoa, Scleractinia, Poritidae.
GAGCCGAUACAACGUGGUCAAGAAGCGCGCCAUUUGCGCUCAAAAAGUCACUCAUUUUCUGCCACGGGCUCAGAGUAAUACUCUUUGAAAAACCGUUAAGAUCGAUCCAAGGACAGCUGCUGCGUUAAAGUCAUGGGAGAUAAAGUUUUAGUCAUUGGCGGAGGAGGAAGAGAGCAUGCUAUUGCAUGGAAACUCGCCCAAUCAAAUCAUGUUGGUAAAAUAUUUGUAGGGCCGGGAAACGCGGGAACCUUUGGACUGAAGUCGAAAAUAGAGAAUGUUUCUCCAUCAAAACUUAAUCAAAAUGAUAACGAAAGCAUUGUGAAGUACUGCGUUGAUAACAAGGUGGAUUUUGUUAUAAUUGGGCCCGAAGCACCACUAGCCAAUGGCCUCGGCGACGCUCUAAGGGACAAUAACAUUCCAUGUUUUGGUCCAAGUCGCGCCGCGGCUAGAAUCGAAUCUAGCAAACAUUUCGCGAAGGGUUUCAUGCAAAGACACAACAUCCCUACAGCUCGUUGGCAAGCUUUUACGGAUCCUGAAGAAGCGUGUAAACAUAUUGAGUUGGCUGAUUAUGAUGCUUUGGUGGUGAAGGCAAGUGGUCUGGCGGCUGGAAAAGGAGUCGUUGUGGCAAAUAGUAAAGAACAAGCUGUCAAAGCUGUCAAGGAGAUGCUACAGGUAAUUUGAUUACCUGUUUUAAAAGUGAGAAGGGAGAGAGAAAAGAGGAGUUGGCACUUGCAUGGAACCCAGUGCACUCAGUAGAGCAAAACUGAGUAAUAAUUCAGUCGAGCCCUAUUGGCAAAAAUAAUUCAAUUGAACCGUUGAUUCAGAUUACCGGUAAUCCCUUUGACUGAUUUACCCAGUUGAUUUCAGCCAGGUUUAAUAGUUGUUAAUUAUAAACGCGAUCAUAAUUAAGCUCUUUGGUAAGACUGAUUACUAAACACAAUCAAACUUAAUCAGUUGAUGAAUCAGUUUGAUUGGUUUGUUUGAGUCUUUUUAAAAAAGGAAUUAUUAUUGAUUGUUUGAUUACAAUGUAUUUUUAGUCAGAAAUUCUUUCUUUAUUAUAAUUUUUAUUUUGACCUUUAAUGAUACAUUAACUCCUCCACUGAACCUCCUUCUACCAUUGUAAUGAUGUCUGGAACUAUGGAGCUUUGCCGUGGUGGGCAUAUCAAAAACGCUCACCUUCAUUCAUCUUUUUUAGUUUUAACGCGAUUCACUUGAAAUUUUUAAACAAUAUAGAACUCACCAUUCCAAAAAAAUGUGUGUUUUUUGUUUUUCAGAUUUUGACAUUUUUGGUAGGAAAAUGUCUUCUCAAAUUCCUCACCAAAUUUUGUUCUUAGUAUAAAGGGAUAUCUAAUGAUGGUUUCUGAAAGAAGUCAUCACAAGGAUGUCAAAAGUGAAAACAUUUUUGAAAUAUGCCUACUCAAAAGAUAUAGCGUUUUGAAAGUUCAAUUUUCCACCAUUUUGUUACUAAAAAUAGUACAAAAUGGUGUGAAAACGCUAUAUCUUUUGACUGGAUAGGCAUAUUUAAAAAAUGUUUUCACUUUUGACAUCCUCAUGGUGAGUUCUUUGUACCAUAUAUGUACCAUAUCAUCAUCAUUAUUUUUUACAGGACAAAAUUUUUGGGGAGGCUGGUUCAACAAUAGUGAUAGAGGAAAAGUUAGAAGGAGAGGAGGUUUCUGUAAGUAUCCACAAUGUUGAAUAGUACUGCACACUACAAGAUGAGGAACAUGUUUUUGUUUUGUUUUGCUUUUUUUGCUGAACUUUCAGACCAUUUAGAUACAAGGCUGGUAUACAUGAGACAUGGAAAAGGAAGAAUUAACUCAUUCAAUGCCAGAAAAAUGGCUUCCUCUAUACUGUUUUUCAUAUUGUUAGUUUAAUUUUUAUAAUUGGGACUGUUUUGUUUUGAUAAUACCUUUGCCAUGUAUUUCAUGGCUGCAUAGUUUGGUAGUUUUAUGACAAUAAAAUUAGCCAAUAAUUGGCUAACUUAUUAUAGGAUGGGUUUAAACAGAUUGGCCAGUCAUAGGCGCAGUGUCCAGGUAUAAUGUUACAUGCCUUCUGUAAAAAUGACUAACUUUUUGGAAGCCUUUGUUUUCUAUAAUCAUUUCUACGCUGUUGAUAUGACAAUUACGACUCAUUAUCUGUGCAAGGUGAGAUGCAAUAACCAGCAUAUGUAUCUGGCUGAAACACCUACUAACAACUCCAUACCUGCUACCUAAAAAUAAACAAAGUAACGCUAUAGAAGCCUGUGGUAAUUGUAGUACCAGGAACACCUCUUAUGAGUGUCUGCGACUGCCCAGCUGGACAAUUACUGAAUGCUUUUAAAAAUAAUUGUUUGAGUGACUUGUAAAUUUGUUGCAGGUGCUUUGUUUCACUGAUGGUAAAACUGUUGCAGUUAUGCCUCCAGCCCAAGAUCACAAGCGGUUAUUAGACAAUGAUCAAGGACCAAACACUGGCGGGAUGGGUGCAUAUGCACCGUGCCCUCAGGUGAGUCAUGUUCUGCUAUGGGUAAAUUAGAUUUUAUACAAUUUCCUGCAAAAGUGAAUUAUUCGUAGAUGACAAUUUCUUUGGUUGAAAUGUCUUUUUUUGUGAAAAACCGCCCUGCAAGAUUAGCAACAAGCCUUGAUCCAAAAGUUCACUAUUUUAUUGGAUAAAUACAUUGCUUCAUAAAUUCUUGAUAUGGUCAAACCCUGCUUAACAGACACCCAUUUAAUACAGACAGUUUGCUUUGUCCAUGGAUUAAACCCUUUCUUACAUAUUCUCUGAAUUAAAACCACUUAAUACAGACACCCCAUCAUUAUGGGCACUUUCUAUGGCCCCUCAUUGUCCUCAAACAGGCUUUGACUGUGUUGAUCCUUAAUAGGUCUAUCAGCCAGUAACAUCACUCCUUCACUUACCUGAUACUUUAUUAGAUUUCCAUGAAACACAAAGAAGAAAUUACCAGAGAUGUCCUCCAAAAGGCAGUUGAUGGCUUGCGAGAAGAAGGCUGUGCUUUUGUUGGAGUGCUAUUUGCAGGAAUAAUGUUAACAGUCCAAGGACCUAGAGUAUUAGAGUUUAAUUGCCGCUUUGGUGACCCAGGUGAGGCAACUUUGCUACCUUUUUAAGCAUUUUUUAGUUAGUAGAUAUUUACACAUAGGGGGUCUUUAUGGGAGAAUCUUGACCCAGGUUGCCAGGAACAUGUCAAUUUUUGUCUUGUUACAUUUUUAAGGACAGAUGCCACAAUAGGCCGUUUGCAUUAGUCGAUCAUGUGAUCAACUUUUAGUAAACAGGAUAACAGUUCGCUUUUGAAAAAUUUUGCUACCACGAACUGAAAGAGCAUAUUAAAAUUAGGCAACCUGUAAAUUUUCAGCCCUAUAUCUCAAAAGUAGUGAUUGCAAUGGCUGCCAAAAAUUAGAGGGAUUUGUGUGAGAAAGACAACCCCUGCCACCCAGUCACACUUGAGUGUUUUUCCAUACAAACCCUUGUAAAUUCUGAAAUUUUUAAGCUGUUGUUAAAUCUUUCUCUUACUCAUUUAAGGACUCAAAUUGCCUGUUUUCAAUUAAAAGGAGAUUUAAUCUACAUAAUGCUUAAGGGAGUUUUUCACGACAGUUUACAAGGAUUUGUAUGGAAAACCAUUAAAAGCGUGACUGGGUGGCACAAAAUGUUUUUCCCAUACAAGUCCACUUCCGCUUGAUGUAUCAGGGCUGCCAAUAAGGGCUGGUAGCCGGCCAAAACCGCCAGCUUGUUAGCCAUCUUUAGCUGGCUACUUUCAUCUCCCGCUACCAUAACUGCUAACAAAAAAUACCAGUAAGCACUACUGAAUAAAAUUUGCAGACCAUCUGUUUCCCAGUUUUGAAUGACAUUGAACGCAUAUUUAAACAGGUUUAGAUCUGUGAAACAUUCGAACCGUGUGAUGUUGUGGAACGCCUGGGACAUUUCGACGGCACUCUUUCCAGUCUUGCAUGUAUUCUGACUAAACAACAUGGCUUCCGCAGCGGAAAAUACCUCUUGAAAACCCAAUGGAAAUGGCAUUUCUGAGACUCUAAAUUUCAAAAUGUCCCAAGAUGCCUCAGCCUUCAAAACCUUGUGCCUUUGGUGUGAGUUCCAAAGCUGCCUACUAUUCAUUAUCAGCCUGCUACUUAAAAACUCUUUGACAGCCCUGCAAGGAUGCAAAAAGUCCAUGUCUGGUUGAUGUAUGUGCUCAAAAAUGUCUUUGCUUAUUAUAAGCUCCCUGUUAAAUGCAUCAAUCAACUUUACUUUAGAAACACAAGUAAUUCUGCCACUGCUGAGGAGUGAUCUAUAUGCAACGUUAAUGGAAUGUGUGAAUGGUGACCUUAGCUUGUCUCUCCCCUCCUGGCACACAGACAGAUUUGCAGUGGGUGUAGUAGCAGCCAGUGGUGGGUAUCCAGGUCCUGUUAAGAAAGGCUGUGUUAUCCAGGGAUUGAAUGAUUUAACGGUAUGUGUCAGUAUCUGGAAUCAGAACACAAGCUGAACACCCUCCGAAACAAAUUCAUCUGUCUGCUGCAGACAGAUUUUAUUGAUAGCUAAUUAAGUGAAGGCUAAAGCAAUCAUUGCAAUUAGCCCCUUCAUCCCUUUGAGAGCUGUAAAUUUUCUAAUAGGAAAAAAUAACGUGUUGAGUCACAAAAUUUUCUUAGAAUGUUUUUUCAAGUAACUGACAUCUUGGCUUGAUUGUAAGUAAUUGGAACCUUUAUCAACAAAGUCUAGUGUAAUUUUUCAUCAACACAGAUUUAACAAAUGGAUACCAUUAUAGCUAUUUAAAAAUUUACUGCCAUUAAAAAAAUUUUUAUGACUGUGAAGAUGACUUGCUUUUUUUACCAAAAGGGGCAUUUAAGUGAGUUCUUCACAUACAGAAAUAAAGAUGAUUUUUUUAGCAAAAGGGUGUAUUUUUUAAAUUACUUUCUUUGCAAAGGAGGAAGAAAACGUGGUGCUAUUUCAUGCUGGGACAGCUGUUAAGAAAUCUGGCAGUGAUGAAGAUGUGGUAACAUCUGGAGGGAGGGUCAUUGCAGUUGUUGGAAUGGCUCAGACUAUACAUGAUGCUCAGAAAACAGCUUAUCAAAGUAUCAAGAAGAUUACUUUUGAUGGCAUGCAGUACAGAACUGACAUAGCAGCCAGGGCUUGUAGGUAUGCAAAAGUAGGCUGUUAAUACUAAACAAGUUUGUAGUUUGAGUGACUACUAUAGUACUUCAUCAGUGCCUUACUUUUGGUAAAAAGUGAGCCUCUGAUGUGUUGUUGGAGGUCUAACAUAUCUAAGACAUGAGAAAUUUUAACCUCUGUGUUUAAGGAUAUCUGUGUAGUUACAUUUACAUCGAGAAAUCCGCCAGCAUUUUGCAAUGCGACCAAUAGUUUUUAUCUGAAAUGACUUCUGGGUAGUGGCGCAUCAUGAGUAUUUAAUUUUUGUGCUUGUUUCACAGACAUAAUUUUGCAGGGAAACCAUUGGUGUGUUUGCAAGAUGUCAGCUACUUUCUUAGGCCACGAUGUAAUUCUUCAAUGUAGAGUUUCAAAUAAGAAUCUUCACUUACUUCGGAGGCAAAAAGUUUUCUCAGCUCUUCUCCACAAAAUUUAACUAUGGACAAAGUAUUGGCUUUAAUAACUCAAAUUAUUAUAAUGACUUUGCCCGAAAAAGAAGAGAUUUUGCAUUUGAACUUCCCAAGAACCCAGUUCAUAAGCUGAUUGGUUUUUAACCCCAACAGGAAAAACGGUCUAACUUAUUCAGAUGCUGGAGUGGAUAUAGAUGCUGGUAACUUGCUGGUGAAUGCUAUCAAGCCCUUGGCUUCAUCAACUGCUCGUACAGGCUGCACAGCAGACUUGGGAGGGUUUGGAGGAUUCUUUGAUCUCAAAGCUGCUGGGUUCAAAGACCCCUUACUUGUCACUGGCACAGACGGAGUGGGAACUAAGCUGAAGGUUUUUGACCAGUUAUUGUUACCAUCCCCUCAGAUAUAAGACACUGUUAUAAAGAAUUGUCUUUGUGUAUUGGAUAUAAAUUAUUGUUGGUUGAAAACUAUACUAAAAGAAAACUAUACAAAAAUAAUAAGGUCGUAUCAUUAUUUGAACUUUUUGAGAAACCAGUUAUUUCAUACAUCUUCAGGCAUAAAUAAGUUCGAGGAACUUUCUGGCUAGUUUAAAGUACUACUACAACGUAAAUUUGGUAUGUCCUUUACUUUUUGGUUUCUGGAAGACAACGUACUGUUUAGGUACCAUGCCAAUUUUUAGUUCAAGGCACUAUAACAACCUUGACAAUAGCAAAUGGAGUUUGAUGGCCGUUUAUCAGAUGAGUCAGGAAAAAUUUCCACAGCAUUUGAGUUUAGUGUGUAAACUACAGAUUUGUUGAUUGCAGGUUGCUCAGUCUGUUGGCAUACACAGCUCAGUAGGAAUUGAUCUCGUUGCCAUGUGUGUGAAUGACAUCCUUGCCCAUGGUGCUGAACCCCUUUACUUCUUAGACUAUUUUGCUACAGGCAAACUGGAUGUGGGUGUGGCUAAAGAAGUUAUUUGUGGUGUUGCUCAAGGCUGUUCUGCUGCUGGAUGUGCUCUUUUGGGAGGUAAAUAAAUUUUGCGUUCAGUUAUGACGAUUUGGUUAAUAGGUUGAAGUCUUGACUCAUGCCACAACCUGCAUAAAUUUCAUUCUCCCUAGCGUUGUAGGGAGACAAUGUAAGAGAAAAAUACAGAUGUAACACUACUGAAAAAUAUUUCUAGAUCUGAUCACAUUAGAUUGUGGGACCCUACAGGAACCAUGAAUGGUGUCACGGCAGAAACAAAUCACAGCCAACAAUCUUGAUGGGCACAAUUUUCCCCAUUCAGAAUAUGCGAAAUGUGGUUCACCACAUAACCUGUAGACAAGGAAAAGUUGUUAUUUGUAGUUUAUUUUAUGUGAGGUGUGAUGCAUUGUGUUGUUCCACUGCUUUUAUCACAGGUGAAACGGCUGAAAUGCCAGGAAUGUACUCCUCAGGUGAAUACGACGUUGCUGGGUUUGCUGUUGGUGCUGUGGAACGUGAUAAGGUUUUGCCUAAAUCCCAAACCAUUACACAAGAUGAUGUUGUAAUUGGCUUAGCCUCUUCUGGUAUUCACAGCAAUGGUUUCAGUUUAGUGAGGCGAAUUAUUGAUGAUUGUGGGCUAAACUACACUUCGCCUAGUCCAUUCACCACCACUGAGGGUUUACAGUCUGUUACCAGGCUUGGUGAAGCUCUUCUUACUCCCACAAGGAUUUACUGUAGGUCUGUUCUUCCCCUGAUGCAUAGUGGCAAAAUCAAGGCUUUUGCACAUAUAACAGGUUAGAUUUGCUCAUGUUAGUUUUUUCUCCUUCUUUAGAAUUUUUUCUUGUUUCAUUUGUAUUAUAGAAGCUAUAUUAUAUUAUUGCUAUUAUGAGCACAUCUGAAAUCAAACCUUGGUACGUAUUGCACAGCAGGCUGCACACUAACCAACAAUGCCAAUCCUUGCUUCUUACUGUCAUUAUUCUGUCAGUCACUCUUAAGUCGACUGUACUGUUGUUGGUAUAUUACUGUUGGAUAGAAUGCUCCAAAUUGUAAGAGUGUUUUGACACAAGCAUUGUAACCUCUAGUAGGUACUUGGUACAUGGUAUAGUCCAGAUGGCAUAACCAGGCGCGUUUGAACUUUAUGUUUCCCUUUCCUUUUUCCAGGUGGAGGCUUGAUUGAAAACAUCCCACGAAUCCUUCCCCAUGGUGUUGGAGUAUCAAUAGAUGCUAGAUCAUGGACCAUGCCUCCUGUGUUUGGCUGGAUUUUUGGCCAAGGAAAUGUUCCCGGUAAGGAAAUGGCGAGGACAUUUAACUGUGGUGUUGGCGCAGUUCUUGUUGUUGAAAAAGGAGUUGCUUCGUCUGUUUUGGAGCAAUUAAAGGCAUCCAAUGAACAAGCCUGGGUUAUUGGCAGUAUUACUCGGUGCGAGGACAACGGCGGAAAAGUGACAAUAAGUAAUCUUGAAGAAGUGCUCAGUGAGUCUGCGGAGAAGGCUGACAUAAAAGUUCAAGACGCAAAAAGAACUGUUAAUGGUCCAGUGAAAAGGCCAAAACUAAGCAGUGAGCGAGAAGAAAAUAAAAGCCCACAGAUGAAAGUGGGUGUUCUCAUCUCUGGCUCUGGUACAAAUUUGCAAGCCUUGAUUGACCAAAGUUUACGGCAGGACAGUAGCGCUAACAUUGUGCUAGUGAUUUCAAACAUACCUGGGGUUCAGGGAUUAAAGCGUGCUGAGGCAGCUGGUAUACCUACUAAAGUAAGUUUAUUCUCGGUAUAGGAGUCCUCUGAGUUAACACAGGUGUCUCUGUAUCAAUUAUCAAUAGGGACCUUAAGAUGCGACGACGGCGACGACAACGGGAACGUCAAAAGAGCAAUAGGUUAAGAUUAGCUUUUUCACGUGCAUCACGCUCUGCCGUCACAGCACGACUACGACCUGAAAAUGCCUAAUUUCACGUUUUAGGGAGGACGUAAACAAGCCGCUACGAAAUUUUCUUUCUCUUUCUGAAAUUGGAUAUGGAUUUUAGGAAUUCAACUCUAGGAGAUUUCGCCUACAUUUGACAAAGUGAGUUAGUUGGAACUGUCGCGAUGACGAUUGAAUGAACGGGAAUUCACUUUUUAGGCGAUGUUUUCGCCGCCGUCUCCGUCCUCUGAUCUCAGUAAGGUCCCUACUGACAUCACCAGCAGGUUUUCUACUAAGACUGUUAAGUGAGUUUUAGAGGAACUCAUUUUUUUAAAGGGCCUUUUUCACCUUUAAAAAGGUCUUCCACUUUGUCAUAUUAAAAUUGUUACUUGACAAGUGAGGAAUUAGUAACAGUUAGGUAACUUCGCUGUCAAAGUCAGUGUUACAUUUUCCUUAGCCUAAAUAAUAGGUAUGACAGGUGAAUGAAGUUACGUGACUUGCAAAUAGCCAACUGGUGUUCUUUUGCCAGUUGGGAUUUUUAUUACUUAUUGUUACCUGGGUGGCUCUUCCACUGAGAGGUCAUCAUCCAUGCGUUGUUGCCGGGAAACCUGAAGUAAAAUUUCUCUUUUGUUCUGUUCUAUGCCAUUUUUCUUCCAGGUAAUCAAACACAAGGAUUUUAAAAGCCGUUUGGAUUUUGACAUGGCAGUACAUGCAGCUCUAGAAGAGGCCGGUGUGGAGCUGGUUUGUUUGGCAGGAUUCAUGAGAAUAGUGACUGGAGAGUUUGUUCGCAAAUGGAAUGGCCGACUGCUUAAUAUCCACCCAUCUUUGCUGCCUUCGUUCAAAGGAAUGCAUGCACACAAGAUGGUACUGGAGGCUGGAGUUUGUAUAUCAGGCUGCACCGUUCAUUUUGUUGCGGUAAGACGUAGACUGGUCUUGCAAAGAUUUUGAAGGCCCGCUUACAAGUCUCUCUUGCGCCUGGAGACCGAAGGACAUUUAGUCGGUCAACUGGAGGUUUCUCAUUGCCUCUUUUCUUGUAUAGUGCGAUUUGAGAAUUGACUCCUUGUAGGGCUCGAUUAAUAGUUUCAAAACCGCUGCUAAGAAUGUUUUUAUUUUUAAUGACGAUUUGCUAUGGAGUCGUAUCGCAGCAGUUCUGUUAAAUAUUGUUUUUGUAUUUUAUAGGAAGAAGUUGAUGCGGGUGCAAUAGUGACACAAGAAGCUGUUCCUGUACUGAACGGUGACACUGUGGAGACACUUCAGGAGCGGGUAAAAUGUGCAGAACAUAGGGCGUACCCUCGAGCAAUGGAACUGCUGGCAAGUGGACGAAUUAAACUGAAUGAUGAGAACAAAGUACAGUGGAUGUGGUGACAAUGACCUAGAAGGAAACAUUGACGCUGUAACUCGACGAUUCGCCUUAACCACAGAAUGCGCCAUGGUUAAUAAGAAGUUAAAUGAAGCAACCAACACAACGUCGCCAAGGAAAAAAAAAAUUCACUUUUUAGUGACGAUUUCACCGCCGUCGCUGUUGGGGUGCUUAAUCUCCAGAACCUCUCCAUUGUAGGAAAAAGUUCCAGCUUUAACUUUAUCAGUCACAGUGUUAAAUAAUGUGGAGACACUGCAAAGCACGCGUGUUAACGUAGUCGUGAACGUUUGGUUAGACUCAAAGUGUAAAUGAAACGCGUAAAACAUCUGUCGCUCUUUCCUUGAAACAACGACAGUACUCUUUGUGGUACAUACGAAUAGUAGGUACUGUAGUUGUUUUUAAAAAAAAAAACAGUGGUGCCCCUAACAAAGGGAAGGAACUCAUAAAAGCUUCCGCGUGCAAGUGCGUAUAAUUAAUUUUUCAGACUAGUCCGUGUGGGCUGACUGUAAGCUAUAUAAAGAAGGGGGUCACAUGUUUAUCACAGUCGAUAAACUGCCAAAGUUUGUGCCUAUAUAUUAUGUACAAG